GGUAUAAAUCCGUAGGAACAAUCGUCCAGUCAGCACAUUCUGCCGAGUGGCGUUCGAUUGUAAGGGUAGAACUAGCUAAACAGCAGCAGCAGCAGCAGUACGAGAUGCGCGCUUACGGUGUUGCCUUCGUGUGUGUAGCCCUAGCGGCUGCAGUACUUGCCGAAGCUCCCCUGCCCGGUGGUAAUGGUGGGUGGGGCGGCAAUGGCGGCGGUGGCAAUGGUGGCUACAGCAACGGCGGUGGCGGUAAUGGUGGCGGAUACAGCAAUGGCGGUGGCCUCAGCGGAGGUGGCGGUUCUGGACCACUGCUCCAGAAACCGACCGGUCCCCAAACGAUGGAAGGUUUGAUGGUCGAUCCGCAGCUGUUGGAACAGGUGAAGAUGGUGUUGCUCCAGCACGAAAGUGAAUCUGCCUCGGCUAAUGGAGGUUCGAACGGUGGUGCUAGCACGUCGUACGGUCCGCCCCGCAACACGGAUCGCAUCGUUGGCCUGAUGCUGGAGCAGCCCGUCCAGAGCAUCCAGCUGGCCGAAUACUGGCAGGGUGAUCAGCAGCAGCAGCAGCCUCCGAGCGGUUCUUAUGGACCACCAAGGCGCUAA
Messenger RNA from Anopheles maculipalpis, 593 nucleotides. RefSeq names its product serine, glycine, tyrosine and glutamine-rich protein-like. The record is from RefSeq and is a predicted model, not a curated record. The coding region runs from base 105 to 593 and encodes 162 amino acids. NCBI's taxonomy places the organism in Eukaryota, Metazoa, Arthropoda, Insecta, Diptera, Culicidae. The transcript has 2 exons.